Odocoileus virginianus texanus is the source of this 1520-nucleotide messenger RNA. RefSeq names its product BarH like homeobox 2 (gene BARHL2). NCBI's taxonomy places the organism in Eukaryota, Metazoa, Chordata, Mammalia, Artiodactyla, Cervidae. Gene Ontology annotation, biological process: regulation of transcription by RNA polymerase II. Gene Ontology annotation, molecular function: RNA polymerase II transcription regulatory region sequence-specific DNA binding; DNA-binding transcription factor activity, RNA polymerase II-specific. Gene Ontology annotation, cellular component: nucleus. The record is from RefSeq and is a predicted model, not a curated record.
UUAGUGUUAUUUUGUUUUACCAUCGAUAGCUUCCUUUGCUUGGUCGGGGCGGCUGCGGAGCGGCGGAGUGGCGUGGACCUCAUGUAGAAAUGACAACAAUGGAAGGGGCCAGCGGGUCGAGUUUUGGAAUAGACACGAUUUUGUCCAGUGCCAGUUCGGGCAGCCCCGGCAUGAUGAAUGGAGAUUUCCGCCCGCUCGGCGAGGCCAGGACCGCGGAUUUUAGGAGUCAGGCCACUCCGUCCCCCUGUUCGGAGAUUGAUACCGUAGGAACGGCGCCUUCUUCUCCCAUCUCGGUCACCAUGGAGCCCCCGGAACCGCAUCUGAUUGCGGACGGGCCCCAGCAUCACCACCACCUGCACCACAGCCAGCAGCCGCCGCCAGCCGCGGCCCCCACGCAAAGUUUGCAGCCUUCGCCCCAGCAGCAGCAGCCGCCGCCGCCGCCGCCAGCGGCCCAGCAGCUGGGCUCAGCCGCCUCGGCACCCAGGACUUCCACCUCUUCUUUUUUAAUUAAGGACAUCUUGGGCGACAGCAAACCUCUGGCGGCGUGUGCACCGUACAGCACCAGCGUCUCCUCUCCCCACCACACCCCGAAGCAGGAGAGCAAUGCAGCACACGAGAGCUUCAGGCCAAAGCUCGAGCAGGAGGACAGCAAAGCCAAACUGGACAAGCGGGAAGAGUCCCAGAGCGACAUCAAAUGCCACGGAACAAAGGAGGAAGGAGACCGGGAGAUUUCAAGUAGCCGAGAGAGUCCCCCUGUGAGAGCCAAAAAGCCUCGUAAAGCCAGGACGGCUUUCUCCGACCACCAACUCAAUCAACUGGAGCGUAGCUUUGAACGACAGAAGUACCUGAGUGUGCAGGAUCGCAUGGACCUGGCGGCUGCACUCAACCUCACUGAUACCCAGGUCAAGACCUGGUACCAGAACCGCAGGACCAAGUGGAAGCGGCAGACCGCGGUGGGCCUGGAGCUGCUGGCUGAGGCGGGGAAUUACUCGGCACUGCAGAGGAUGUUUCCAUCGCCUUAUUUCUACCACCCAAGCCUGCUGGGCAGCAUGGACAGCACUACAGCCGCGGCGGCCGCCGCCGCCAUGUACAGCAGCAUGUACCGGACUCCUCCUGCGCCCCAUCCCCAGCUGCAGCGGCCCCUGGUGCCCCGAGUGCUCAUCCACGGCCUGGGGCCCGGGGGACAGCCGGCCCUCAAUCCCUUGUCCAACCCCAUCCCAGGUACCCCGCACCCCCGGUGAAGAGCGAGCCUGCAGACCCUCCCUGUCCCCUCCCCGACCAGGACAGCUGCCCCUCCUCUCCCCCAACCAGGCAGUCUGGCCUCCCUUGCAGCCUACCAGGAAGCAAAGAAGUGAGAGAGGAAGAUGCUCAGCAGUGGGCGGGGGUCCCCCGAAAGAGCCAGCCCUCCGCACUUCAUCUCCCCACCCCCAGAGACAGGGCUGGAAAGCUCCCCCACAGCAGUAUGACUGGCGAAAACGCUGACCCCACACAAGAGUGCGACCAGUAAGUGAAAACAUCAA